Messenger RNA from Capsella rubella, 1371 nucleotides. RefSeq lists its product as uncharacterized. Lineage: Eukaryota; Viridiplantae; Streptophyta; Magnoliopsida; Brassicales; Brassicaceae. The record is from RefSeq and is a predicted model, not a curated record. Bases 1 to 1371 code for a protein of 456 amino acids. The transcript is spliced from 9 exons.
AUGAGGAGUAUUGCACCUUUCCUUGUGGAUGACUAUGUUGCCACAGCCCUUGCUUUGGAAGCACUUGCAUUGCAGAGAUCGCUCAUAUUGGCAACUGAUCAGCUGGAUUUUGCCUUUCAAAAGGUGUUGUGGGAUACUCAAGGCUGUGGGAUUCUCAAGGGUACUCUCAUUCAUGCUACUAUCAAGAAACAACAGCUCUCUAAAUUCCAGAGAUUGAUAGUCGCUGGUGAACGGAGAAUCUUUGAGAACUUCAUCUUGACUAAAGCGACCGGUCGCUUUAGAGUUACCAAACAUGCUUACCGAAUGGCUGUGAUGAAUAUUACAUCUAUCAUUCCUUGUGCGUCUCUGUCAGAUGACAUGUACUUGGAUUUGGUGGACUUCGAAAGAAUUCAUAAUGAUGGAACCCUCACUGAAAACAUCUUGAUUGGUGAAAGAUCAAUAUCCAAUGCUUUUGAAAUGUCAUUGCUGCAAAUAGAUCCUGACUUGCCAGCCGUUUUAGACUUUGUUGGCAAUCUCCCCAAAGAUGGCCUCGCUUUGACGGUUAAAGCAAGAGUUCCUAAGGUGGAUAAAAGUAAGCAAAAAGCUGAGGAAAAUCGUCGUCACCCGAUCCAAACCAUAGCUAAUCUCUUAAAUUAUUAUGAGGAAGGAAAAUUUAGGGUCGUGGCGACAAUCUAUGCAAUUGAUAUCGAGUUUGCUUGGUAUUACUUUGUCUGCUUGAAGUGCAACAAAACAGCCUACAAAGUCCCUAAAGUUGAGAAUGAUGUUGUAAAGAAAAACAAAAAAACGUUUUUCUCAUGCAGAGGAUGUCCUGAAAUCCAUACGAAGGUUGAACCAAGGUAUAAGUUGAUAGUUUGUGUCAUGGAUUCUACUGGUCAAUCUAAAUUUGUGCUAUUCGAGACCGAUGCAACAAGUCUUACCCACCAAUCUUCUAUUCAGAUGCUCGAUGGUAAUUACGAUGAGAUACAAGACCCAACGAAAAUCCCUCAACCAUUUCUGAACUUGGUUGGGAAGACCUUCCAGUUUGUAGUUAGUGUUGAAAAAGAUAACAUCAGAGAUGGGAGUGAUACUUACAAGGUUGCUCACGUUUUCCUGGGGCUGGAUGAUGAGAUCAAUAAUGUUGAAGAACCAUCGUUUGGGUCUUACGAUUUAGCAAGUAUUGUGAGUGGAGAUCAGGAGACAGUUAUGUUAGCUGACUCUCUUAAUAACAAUGACGCAUCUGCUUCGGAUUCAACUACUCCAUCUUCCAAACGCAAAGAUGAAGCGUUUGAUGGUCCAGACGAUCAAACGUCAUCGUCUAAAAAAGUUUGUGUUGGUUCUAUCACCAACGCUAUUGAGGAAGAAAAUGUUGGGCGCGUCGUGCAAAAUGUGUGA